CAUCAAAUGCGUUAGAUCUCUUAAACUCUAUGCAUCAGAUCCCUUCAAAUUUAAAGAAGAUAUAGAUAUAGUGUAUGUUCGUUUUGUGGCUAACAAAAGAUGUAAGGAAAUUACGUUUAAAAUCUUGUACAUAUUGUAGGUAUUUACGUAUUCAGCCAUUGCCUGUUUAAUAUACAAUGUUUUUCGCAGAAGUGAUAGUCCGUAACUCGGCGAUUGCAGCUCUUGUUUACUUUCUUUCAAUGGUUCUUCCUGAACGGAAAGUAGACACACCAGGAAUUUAUGAGAAACACGUCAAUGAAAUGUAUGAUUAUAUUGUUGUAGGAGCUGGUUCGGCUGGUAGUGUUGUUGCCACUCGAUUAUCGGAGGAUUGUGAAACUUCCGUUCUUUUGUUAGAAGCUGGGAAAUCGGAUUUGGAACCUAACGACGUCACUCAGAUACCAUUUUUGUGGUUUUCCCUUAUAGGUUCUGAGAAAGAUUGGGGAUAUCGUUCAGUACCACAAAAAUAUUCCCAUUUUGCUUACAAAAAUGAGAUAGAGAAGUUACAUAGCACAAGGCAAAGUGCUUGGAGGAUCAUCGUCAAUAAAUUCAAUAAACAUACUAAGGGGCAGUCGUAGCAAUUAUGAUCAAUGGAAACAAGAAGGAGCAGUUGGAUGGGGAUAUGAUGAUGUGCUGCCCUACUUCAGAAAGCUUGAAAAUGCUACAGAGACAUCGUACAAAGACUCAACUUUACGAGGACUUGAUGGACCUAUAGUUAUAAAAGAGAAAACUGGGAGUGUAUUACAGUCAUUUCAUCAUACAGCGGCAAUGGAAAUUGGUUUUUCUACAGUAGAUUGUAAUAGCGAUAAUCCGAUAGGUUUCUGCAAAAGUCAGACAAAUAUAAAAGACGGUAAACGUUGCAGUACAUCAACCUGUUACCUUCGGCCAGUAUUACAAAGAUUCAACUUACAAGUCAGUUUGCGGUCUCAUGUCACUAAGGUGUUGAUAAGGAAUAACAAAGCUGUUGGUGUUGAAUUUGUAAAAGAUGGCAAGAAAAGACUUGUAUUUGCAAAACAUGAAGUUAUUCUUUCAGCUGGAGUCAUUGGAUCUGCUCAGAUUCUAAUGCUCUCGGGAGUCGGACCUCGCAGACAUCUUCAACAAAUGAAGAUACCAUUAACAGUUGAUCUACCUGUUGGACAGAAUUUGUAUGAUCACUUAAACUUCAUUGUUCAAUAUAAUAUUACUGCACCAUUAAAUAUAAACAAUAAAAAAGCGGCUGAACCAGAUAGAAUUUUGGACUAUAUUGUCAACAGAGAAGGAAUUUAUUCCAAAAACGGAGCUGAAGGAUCAAUUCUACAAAAUGUCAACCCGCUAGAUACAAGAGGUCCACAAAUUGAACUUCAGUUGUCUAACGUUGCUUAUGAAGAAGGUUUCGUUUUAGACCCAAACCUUGCAUUUAAAAAUGAGAUUGUAAAAGAACAUUUAAAACGUGUUGAUCAAAACAGUUUUGUAGUAGUUAUGUUCUUAUUACAACCAAGAAGUAAAGGUUAUUUGAGGCUAUCAAGCAAAUCACCGUUCACAUAUCCUGUAAUAAAUCCACGAUAUCUUUCUCACCCAGAGGAUAUUGAAGACUUUGUUAAAGGCAUUCGAUUGAUGCGUUCGUUAGAACAAACUGAAGCAUGGAAAUCUAUCGGUGCCACUUUGGUUAGACAAGAUGUACCUGGACAUUGUAGUGAAGAAAUCUAUGAUUCUGAUAAUUACUGGAGAUGUAUUGGACGACAUUUCCUAAGAAGUGCAUAUCACUUUAUUGGCACAUGUAGGAUGGGAUCAGUUGAUGACCCGUCGGUUGUAGUAGAUUCAAGAUUAAGGGUUAUUGGUAUUGAUAAACUAAGAGUGGUCGAUGCAUCCGUUAUGAGAUAUAUUCCUUCGGGUCAUACAAACGCACCAGCCAUGAUGAUUGGAGAGAAAGCUGCAGACAUGAUCAAACGUGAUAAACUCUUAGAUAUACAUCUAAACCUGUGAUGACUCAAUGAACCAUUUCAUCGAUUGUUUCCUGGAAGUCGGUUGCUGACUUGAUAAAAAGAUGCUUUAAUAAAAAAAGAAUUAAGGAUAUAGUUAGCUGAAAUUAAAUAAAAAUCUAGAAUUUAAAAUUGAUACUAUAUUUAGAAGAGCAUUACUUAAGGAACAAAAUAAGCUAAAAAUAUUGAUAGGUUAUGGAAUUCCUUUUUGUGAUAUUUGAUGUUUUAAAAUGGCGGAAAAAGGCUGACUCGAACUUUUACCUUAUAUUCAGCAUUUACAUAUUGGGUCUCAAAUUGUAAGAAAAAAAAACUCUAUAAUCUGCUUAAAUUUUUGUUAUGACCUUUUUAUGACAUAUUGAAGACUUCUAUUAAAAGAAAAGUGGGUGAUAUGAGGCAAAAUAUUUUACUCUGUAUCGUAGGAAAAAAUAUGUGAAGGUGAUUCUAGGCUUACAAUAAACUUAUAAAAUUGUAUAACUUCUCUUGAUAGCGGACUGAAAUCUUCACUUUUUUAUCACAUGUAUAGAUGUUCAUGUAAAGAAUAUUUGUAUUGUUGUCGGGUUUUUUUACUUUAUCAUUUUGAAAAAGAGGGAAUCAUCAACAUAUUUUUUCAAUAGCAGUUUUGAUGUUUCUCAGAAAAACGUUAGAAAAUAUUGCAUAAAUAAAGUGUUUUUUUCUUU
This is a messenger RNA of Mytilus californianus (California mussel), 2671 nucleotides long. RefSeq lists its product as uncharacterized. The transcript is spliced from 11 exons. Bases 805 to 1998 code for a protein of 397 amino acids. Gene Ontology annotation, molecular function: oxidoreductase activity, acting on CH-OH group of donors; flavin adenine dinucleotide binding. NCBI's taxonomy places the organism in Eukaryota, Metazoa, Mollusca, Bivalvia, Mytilida, Mytilidae. The record is from RefSeq and is a predicted model, not a curated record.